GGCGGCGGCGGCGGCGAUGGCGGGGGGCCCGGCGGCGCGGCGGGGAGCGGCCGCGGGGCCAUGAGGGCGGGCUCCGGCCAUGGCCCAUGGCAGCGCCGCGGUCAUGCUCAAGUGCGUGGUGGUGGGGGACGGCGCCGUGGGCAAGACGUGCCUGCUGAUGAGCUACGCCAACGACGCCUUCCCCGAGGAGUACGUGCCCACCGUGUUCGACCACUACGCAGUCAGCGUCACCGUGGGGGGCAAGCAGUACCUGCUGGGGCUCUACGACACCGCCGGACAGGAAGACUAUGAUCGUCUGAGACCUUUAUCUUAUCCUAUGACCGAUGUCUUCCUUAUCUGCUUCUCAGUGGUAAACCCUGCUUCAUUUCAAAACGUGAAGGAAGAAUGGGUACCAGAGUUGAAGGAGUAUGCACCUAAUGUUCCCUUUUUACUAGUAGGAACACAGAUUGAUCUUCGUGAUGACCCAAAAACUCUGGCAAGACUGAAUGAUAUGAAAGAGAAGCCCUUAUCUGUGGAGCAAGGACAGAAAUUAGCAAAAGAGAUAGGAGCCUACUGCUAUGUGGAAUGUUCAGCUUUAACACAGAAGGGACUGAAGACUGUUUUUGAUGAAGCUAUUAUAGCCAUUCUGACUCCAAAGAAACACACGGUGAAGAAGAGGAUAGGCUCAAGAUGCAUAAACUGCUGUUUAAUCACGUGAGAUACAUUUGACAAUGGCCAAGCUUACUGUGAAAUUCUACUGAAUUUAAAUACAACGCAUUAAGGUACACGGUGAACUUGUUUGAAAGCUAAAACUAUGAUUCUGCCUUCUACAACCAGUGAAAUCCAGAGGAAUAAAAUCAAACUCAAUGAACUUGUAAUAAGAAGCCACCACGUCUGUUACAAAUAUUUUAUUAAGACUGGAAGGUACAAUCUCUCAGGGUUACAUAGUCUAGAGGAAGCAAAAACUGCACCAUGUUGAAACAGCAUCUGUGUGAUGCUACUGAGUGGAGAUGCUUGGCCUGAAAUACUCUAACUGAAUUUGGAUAGUCUUCUGCUUUGACUACACAUAUACAUAUAUAUCUAAAAAACAAAACAAAACCCAACAAAAAACAUUUGCACAGUCUGUAUGGAAUCUGCACAAUGAAAUACCUUGUCUCUCUUUGCUCCAGUUAUCUGCUUUUGUAUGUAAGCUGCUUCCGGUUCCAGUGUAUCCACAGAGGUGCAAUAAUCAGACCAGCCAUAUAGCCAAAGGUAGCUCCGAGGGAACAGGAAAUGGGCCAUACCUGAGGGGAGAAUGCAAGGUAAAAACAGACAUUGAGAAAAAUGUUUGUGGUUUUUUGUACUUUGUGAGCACAAAUUCUCAGUGUAACCUAGGUACUGAAAGACAAUGCAGUCUCAUUCUGCUUUAAAGCUUGAUGUGCUUUCCUAAAAAUGCCAAAAGUGUAACAGUCAUACAUGCAUCUUCAUGAACACUAAAUGCUGUUGUACACUUUUUUAAUUAAUACACAUUAAAAUGUAACCAGGCUUCUGGCUAUUGCAGACGUUAGUUUGAUAUUCCCAAAACUAUGUGAAAAACCUGGAAGUAUUUAUAUCCUGUGAAGUGUUCAGCUAACCUGACUGUUCUGCUGCACACAUUGGGAAACCUGAAGAUUUCUUUGUGACAGUUGGACUCAAUUAUCUUUGUAGGUCCCUUCCAACUGAAACUCUUCUAUUUUAAGUCUGCCUCUUUCAGUCUUUCCUUCCAAUUUCUCAUGACAUUCUGAAACUUUCAGAGGUGUGUCUAAAUGAACUACUCAAAUAAGGCCAGAGAUUGAGAUGAAUAGAGGGUUUUUCUUUUGAUCUUGAAAAGUAGGCAAAGGGAUGAGUUCCCUUUCUGGCUAGCAAAAGGAAGGAAACGUAAAUUUGGAAACUGAACAUUGCACCCAGUUCAGGAAAAAUAUCGUAUUUUAUAAUAUAACAUAGAAUAUAAAACAUAAAAAUGUUGAAGACUCCAGGAGUGUUUUAAUUAUAAGCUUUAUUUCCUGACAUAAGAGCUGAGAACUGACUCAAUACAGCUGACUCACUUUAACAAAGCAUCUAGUAUGGAAGAGAAGUAAUGGACCCCUCGCCCCCUUUUAAAUUGGUAUUGAUUUGCACGGAGGAAGGGCCAAAACAAAACUGCAACCAUUCUAUCCUCAGAUGUAGCAUAUUUUACCAGUCAACUACGUGCUGCGUUUGAUGAAGGUUCCGACUAAGCUGGCAAUUAAAAAUAUUUAUUGUAGAAUAAACUGAAUUCCCAUCCCUCUUCAAAAUUCUCCUUUGCACAUUGCAGGGUCAAUUUUGCACUUCCUGCUGUACAGUUCUUAAGCGAGUACAGACUGCACUCUCCUAUUCUUUAUUUUUUAAAUUAAGGGGGAUUUUCCCACCUUCUAUAGUACUUGAGACUGAGAAAUGCACUAGACGUUAAAGAAUAUAUCCACAUCUCAGUGCCCAGGCUUUUUUCCUACUUCAUUUUGACUGGCAAUUCAUGACUAUCAAAUGAAUUUACUCUUAAUGGUACUGGUUCCUCCUUUCACUCAUUUUCCUAGCUCUAAUUCUUCUCCUUACUUCGUUAUCACUUGGAGAAAUAUAUUUAUUCAUGUCCUUUGAUCAUCGGAAUUUUUACUAGGAAUAAGAGUAACUUAUUUUGUCCUCUGCUGUUUCAUCUUCACAUUCCUUAGCAUUCGCAGUUUUAUAUAUUAUUUGGAGGUCUUAAGGAGUGUAGCAAAGAUGACUAUAAACAAGGUGCCUUAGGUACUCUUUAUUGACCUUGUUUCAUUCUUCCAUUUCCGGACAUUGUCUCUCUGCUACUUGGUUUUGUUGCCAGAAUGUUUUGGCUGGUGCCUCUCAAACCAAAGACUUGCUUGUUUCCAUUCAUUUAACAGUGGCAUUGUAGAUCUUCUAUAAAAAACCUUGAGAUGCUUUGGCAUGGUAAGAUAUUACAUGUAUGUAAAACUCACAUGACUUUGUGGCCUUGGCUAAACUUAUGCUUCAGGUAGAUCUUUUCAACUUUUAAAUAAAAUUUAAUCAAGUUAUUUCUAGCAUUUUGCAGGCUAUUACGUGUGUGUAAAGGACAAAGCAAAAAAACCUCCCUGUGACCCCAGCUGCUCACUCAGUAACAUUUGGUGGAAACGGCAAUCAAACUUUCUUAUCCGCUGGUGAAGUCAAAUACCACUCUAAUAUCUACUAAACUAUGGACAGAGGCUUCACAAGUCAGUGGUCUUUUUUGCAUCAAAUUCUCUAUCUGUGAGCGAUCAACGAUCCUUCAUUAAAUUUUACCUACAUUAGGUGAAUCUGUAGUUGCCUAUUUGCUUUUCAGAAGUGUAAGUAGAUGUCGGACUCUGAAUUUGUCAUGUUCCCGUAACCGGUGAAUCGAUAUCCCUGAUGACCCAUUCACCCUGUAUCUUUUGGUAUUUUGUGUAUAGUGGGCAAUUGUUGCUACGAUUAAAAGGAUCUCUGUUGAUUGUUGUAGCUUCUUUUCCUGACUGAAUCGCAACUUGGAGCACAGUUUCUCAAUAGUUUUUCUGAAUUAUGUAACCGUCAAUGUUGUUGAUACCUCCAUCUGCCCUCCAAACCACUCGGUUUUUGCUUUGCUUUUUAAAAAUCAGUGUUACCUCACAGAAGUUUCAGGCUGUCUCACUUAACGAAUAACCUCUGAAAUCCAACCCUCACCAAUGGCAGCCAGCAAAGGUAAGGAAGGGUUAAAGGUGAGAAACCAUACAACACCUCCUUCUCACUGACCGUGAAUGAAAAAGAAAAGAAACACCACCCUUCCAGUGCCACAGAAGGGUACUAGGUCAGGUACAUUAUUAAUAUUAUUAUUGUGUCAUGUACCGUACACUGGUCAAAUGGCCCGAAAUAGUUCUGAAGGCAGACUGGUUGGCCUUCUUAAAACUCCCUAAGCACAGGAGUUAAAAGCCUGGAAUUAAGAGAAUUGCUGUGCUUAUGCUAUUUUUGCUAACCCUUAAAGCAGGGCAAAAACCAAAUGAACAGGUGAUGAUACUAGCUCUGCACCUUUUGUUCUUGACUGCUGGCCUUUGGACUAUUUAUAGCCAGAUGCACUCAAGGGUAUAUCUAAAGAAGCAAAUUAUCAAAGACAGAUUAAGAUGCGGCUCUUAAGCCCAUCAGCUGCACUGAAAUAACAGUCCUUCUGGAUGCUUUUUGCUCUGUGGCAAAUGCAGUGCAAUUUGUCUAAGAAAGCGGAUUGCUUUCCUUUGCAUUAGCUGCUGGCCUCAUUCUUCUGAGAUCCAAUCACUUUCCACCGGACCUUCUAAAAUGAAUUUGACUUGCACGAUCAGUCUGCUUUUGCCCUGUCUUCAGUAGUUUCUCUUAAACUUGGUUUGGCGUCCCUGACUUAGUAUUAACUAAGUGAUAAAUAUCUAAGCAGCUGAUACCCACCUGCCUUUUUCAAGAGUUUCCAUUCCACUUGUGUAAUGUACCCAACUUGUAACACAGCCCUUUCUCCUUCUGAGCACUACUCAGCUCAGCGUCUCCUACUUCAUGCCCCUUUUUACCAUGGGGAAGCUGACAUACCCUACUCCAUCACUGAUGUCAUGCUUGGGCUGGGGCAGCAGCAGGGGAAUAAGAUGUUAGGCACCACUGCCUAAUUAAACGUUUUUGAGGGGGAAGGAGUUGAGCUGGAUGGAAAAAUAUGGGGAGCGUAGGAGGCAGGACAGAACAUUCUUCAGGAAACUGUCGUGAAAUACCUUGUGUAUCACAGCAGCUGGGAAGCAUCAGCUUACCAUCCUCACAGCCUAAUACAAAAACUGUCAGUUUACAUAUCAAAUGCAUGAGGAAACAGGCCAGUUCUAACAACCUGUAUAUGAUUACUAGGAAGCUGAACAGGGGCUUGGCAAAAACAAAUCCCCACCUACAUGCUCAAGAAGCACACAAAUUGAAUUUUAAGGGACAGAGCAGAAGCCAAUGAUUAAUAGAAAACAAUCCUGACUUCUGCUGUUUCAAUUUUCUUUUUCCCUUGUUCUUUUCAUCUGGCAUCGGUGAUAGAACUUAAAAAGAAUUUCUUUAGGCUAGCUAAACAGGCACUGCAGAAUUGCAAGGUUUCUAUUAUAUAUAAGAAUUUAUCUUAAGAACAAGGACUCAACAGAAAUUGCCAGCCUUUCAGAACAUAAAUGAGCUAGUUUCCCAAGUGCUCUUUAGAACACCUAUGAGCUGAUGUGUGAAUGCUUAGCGCAUUGCAUGGAAAGCAGAGCAUGUUGCAGGAGAACAGCAAGUACUAUGCACGUAACUAAUUAAAUCAGACUUCCGGCUGCAUGACAGUUUUGUCCUCUACUAUGAGUCUGCAACUUGCAUCCCAUGCAGCGGUAAUUACAUAAACACUGAUAAUGACAUAAAGGCCAGAUUCUUACAGACCAGAGCAGUAAUACUCUAAUAAAGUUUUAAAGGAUAUUGUAAAGUAAGCAGCUGACUGCUGGAAGUUUAAUUACAUAAAGGCAGUGGGGGCAAUCUACUGUUUGGUUUGGGUUUUUUGUUUGUUUUCAAGUAAACCAGUCCCAUUCUCUAGCUGAGUGCUUUUCUCAUAUUCCUAAACUAGGAUUUUUUUUUGUAUUGUUGCUAUUUCAAAAGAUCCAUUUUUGACUGUCAAUUGGAAAGCUAUGUAAGAUUUUUGUUUCAUUUAAAAACUGAAUAAAUGAGCACAAAGAC
This is a messenger RNA of Cygnus atratus (black swan), 5658 nucleotides long. RefSeq names its product ras homolog family member Q (gene RHOQ). The transcript is spliced from 5 exons. Lineage: Eukaryota; Metazoa; Chordata; Aves; Anseriformes; Anatidae. Gene Ontology annotation, molecular function: GTP binding; GTPase activity. The coding region runs from base 80 to 697 and encodes 205 amino acids. The record is from RefSeq and is a predicted model, not a curated record. Gene Ontology annotation, biological process: small GTPase-mediated signal transduction; cortical actin cytoskeleton organization.